Messenger RNA from Lolium rigidum, 1395 nucleotides. RefSeq names its product serine/threonine-protein kinase BLUS1-like. The record is from RefSeq and is a predicted model, not a curated record. NCBI's taxonomy places the organism in Eukaryota, Viridiplantae, Streptophyta, Magnoliopsida, Poales, Poaceae. Gene Ontology annotation, biological process: protein phosphorylation. Gene Ontology annotation, molecular function: ATP binding; protein serine/threonine kinase activator activity; protein kinase activity. The transcript is spliced from 5 exons. Bases 1 to 828 code for a protein of 275 amino acids.
AUGGUCAGGAGCGGGAGCAUGCGGCGGGCCUCGCUGCCGUCCGCGGCGGCGGCGGCCCCGGCGCCGCCGCCCGACUUCACCGCGUCGCCGGGCGACUACAGGCUCAUGGAGGAGAUUGGCUUCGGCGCCAACGCCGUCGUCUACCGCGCCGUCUUCCUCCCCGCCAACACCACCAUCGCCGUCAAGUGCCUCGAUCUCGAUCGGGUCAACAGUAACCUCGAUGAUGUGCGGAAGGAGGCUCAGAUAAUGAGCUUGAUAGAUCAUCCGAAUGUCAUCAAGGCCUAUUGCUCGUUCGUUGUCGAUCACAACCUUUGGGUGAUAAUGCCGUUCAUGGCAGAGGGUUCAUGUUUACACCUAAUGAAGGUUGGAUACCCCGAUGGCCUCGAAGAGCCUGUCAUCUGCUCUAUUCUAAAAGAAACACUAAAGGCUCUAGAUUACCUCCAUAGGCAAGGACAUAUCCACCGAGAUGUCAAGGCGGGCAAUAUCCUUGUCGAUAGCCCUGGUGUAGUAAAGCUUGGGGACUUCGGUGUAUCUGCUUGCUUGUUUGACAGAGGUGAUAGACAAAGAUCUAGGAAUACAUUUGUGGGAACCCCGUGCUGGAUGGCUCCAGAAGUUCUCCAGCCUGGAACCGGUUAUAACUUCAAUAGGGUCGAAAACGGAACGCCGUCCUUUUUCUGGAGAAAAAGGAAACAAAGAGCAAAAAAGGAUACGGAAACGGUAUUUUACGGGAAAGGAAAUGGAAAAGGUAACCGGAGAGCCAGUUCCAACGGAAACAACAAGGAAAUUACGAAAAAACAAAUACGGAAACUUUUCGAAAAUAUAUCCUAGCCAGGCCUAAGUACGAAAUAGUAGUCCGACUUGGUCAUUUCUCUUGCUCAUCGGGCCAUGGAAUGCAUGAAACUAGGGCCUAGAUCACACUUGCAACCAGGCCAGGCUAUGUACUACUACAUACCUGGGCAUGGGCAGCUCGGCCUGAAAUUCUUUGGCCUAGAGGCCUGAAAAUGUUGGCCCAAUGGCUGAGCCGAGCCUGGGUAGUCCAAAUAAGCAAAAUAGGAGGUGGCCCGUCCCGCCGGUCCGAUGGGCGGCCAGGCCUGGGACUAUUUUUCGUGCGUCAGGCUUUCUUCAGCCCGGCCCAGCCCGAAGGAUGUCCAGGUAGUAUAACUACUAUAUUUGUACUUUAUGUUCAAUUGCCGCUUCUGUCGGCUCAUUCCGUUUUCAACCCUAGGCAGCAUGUAUCAUUAGUACAUCUAAGGUCACUAAAAUGUAGUUUUGGGAUUUUAUGUUCAUAUUAAAUGCUGAAUUGCUAUCUCUAGUUUUAAAAAUCAGUCUAACAAUCUUUGUUACAUUUGUCCUUUUUAUCUAUCCACUCUAUAAUUGCAAUACUCUUUGGCUUGC